Messenger RNA from Paramecium pentaurelia, 3076 nucleotides. The record is from the annotation of a GenBank genome assembly. Lineage: Eukaryota; Ciliophora; Oligohymenophorea; Peniculida; Parameciidae.
AUGUUAUUUUAUGAAGAAAAUAAAAGGCCAUCAAUAGAAUAGAUUUAUAAUCAAUUCAACAAUUACUUAAAUCCAUAAUCUAUAGUUAUUCAAUAAAUUGUACUCAAACCAGAUAAUUUAGAACCAUAAUAACCAUAAGCAACUAAAUAAUAAGAAUAAAUAAAGCCUCAAAAUACAAAUCCUACUAUUAAAUUUUAAACUAAUAGUUCUGAAUAAUAAAAUCAAAAUAAAGAACUUAAUUUAAAUUAAGAAUAAACAAAGAUUACAUAAGAAAUGAAAAAAGACUAGAUUGAAUUAGAAGAAUUUAAUUAAUCCUAAUUAAAUUAGAUAUAAAAAAUUGUUGAGGAUAACUAGAUUAAAAUAUUAGAAUAAAUCAAUAGCAAUGUAGAAUCAAAACUUAAUGAAUCUAAAAAUUAAUUAUAAAGCCACGAUGUGGAUAUAAAAAAUUUAGGUUAAAAAAUAUAAGAUAUUGAAAACAAUAUGAACAAAAAACAAGAAGAGGAUAAACAUAAUUAAACAUAAAUUUAAGAAUAAUAGAGAAAAUUAGAUGAAUAAAAUAAAAAUUAAAUUAAAGAAAUAGAAUCUUAAAUCUAAAAAGAAAAAAAUGAUGAAAAAUAAACAUUAGAUAAGAAAUUGGAAUAAUUUUAAUAAUAAUUAGAAUAAUUAUCAUAAUAAAUAGAUAUGUAGAGAAAAAAUAUUGAAGAAUAGGACAUAGAAAAAUACAUAAAACAAGAAAUAUCACAAGAGAAUGAAAAGUUAAUUAAACAAUUAGAAUCAAAAUAUAAAAACUAAUUAGACCAUAUGUAAUAAUCACUGGAUCAAGUAUCAUAAACAUAGAAAGAAUAAAAUGAUUCUUUUAUUUCUCUUGUCAAAAAAAGUUAAAAUUAAGUAGAGGAAAUUGAAGGGUAAUGGAAAAAUUAUGAACAAUAAAUAUAUCACUCUUUAAAUGAAAUGAAAUUGUAGUUGGAAAAUUUAUAAUAAUCACAAUUAACAUUAACUUAGUAAUAUAGAAAUGAUAAUUCAGGACAAUAAUUAUAAGAUAAUUAGACACAAGGAUAAAAUAUAACUAAUCAAUAUAAAAUUUCAUCUUAAAAUAUCUAGAAUAAAACCAAUGAUUUUGAUCAAAGAUAAGUCAAUUAAAAUAUCUAAGAUAAACAAAUAUUUGUUCAAUAAUUAAAUUAAUUAACACCAAUGUUGGUCUAAGAUUUAACAUACGUAUUAUAAAAUUAAUCUAUUUAAAAUGAAAAAAAUUAAAAUAAUUAAUAAAGUAAUUAAUAAUAAACUUCNAGGAUAAUCUCAUUAAGAUAUAAAUAGAAAAAUUAAAAAUCAUAAAACUAAGCCAGAAUUGAUUAACAAUAAAAUCAAUUAAUUAUAAACUUCAUAAUAAUUUAAAAACAUUUUAAUUUAAAUGUUAUUUUAUGAAGAAAAUAAAAGGCCAUCAAUAGAAUAGAUUUAUAAUCAAUUCAACAAUUACUUAAAUCCAUAAUCUAUAGUUAUUCAAUAAAUUGUACUCAAACCAGAUAAUUUAGAACCAUAAUAACCAUAAGCAACUAAAUAAUAAGAAUAAAUAAAGCCUCAAAAUACAAAUCCUACUAUUAAAUUUUAAACUAAUAGUUCUGAAUAAUAAAAUCAAAAUAAAGAACUUAAUUUAAAUUAAGAAUAAACAAAGAUUACAUAAGAAAUGAAAAAAGACUAGAUUGAAUUAGAAGAAUUUAAUUAAUCCUAAUUAAAUUAGAUAUAAAAAAUUGUUGAGGAUAACUAGAUUAAAAUAUUAGAAUAAAUCAAUAGCAAUGUAGAAUCAAAACUUAAUGAAUCUAAAAAUUAAUUAUAAAGCCACGAUGUGGAUAUAAAAAAUUUAGGUUAAAAAAUAUAAGAUAUUGAAAACAAUAUGAACAAAAAACAAGAAGAGGAUAAACAUAAUUAAACAUAAAUUUAAGAAUAAUAGAGAAAAUUAGAUGAAUAAAAUAAAAAUUAAAUUAAAGAAAUAGAAUCUUAAAUCUAAAAAGAAAAAAAUGAUGAAAAAUAAACAUUAGAUAAGAAAUUGGAAUAAUUUUAAUAAUAAUUAGAAUAAUUAUCAUAAUAAAUAGAUAUGUAGAGAAAAAAUAUUGAAGAAUAGGACAUAGAAAAAUACAUAAAACAAGAAAUAUCACAAGAGAAUGAAAAGUUAAUUAAACAAUUAGAAUCAAAAUAUAAAAACUAAUUAGACCAUAUGUAAUAAUCACUGGAUCAAGUAUCAUAAACAUAGAAAGAAUAAAAUGAUUCUUUUAUUUCUCUUGUCAAAAAAAGUUAAAAUUAAGUAGAGGAAAUUGAAGGGUAAUGGAAAAAUUAUGAACAAUAAAUAUAUCACUCUUUAAAUGAAAUGAAAUUGUAGUUGGAAAAUUUAUAAUAAUCACAAUUAACAUUAACUUAGUAAUAUAGAAAUGAUAAUUCAGGACAAUAAUUAUAAGAUAAUUAGACACAAGGAUAAAAUAUAACUAAUCAAUAUAAAAUUUCAUCUUAAAAUAUCUAGAAUAAAACCAAUGAUUUUGAUCAAAGAUAAGUCAAUUAAAAUAUCUAAGAUAAACAAAUAUUUGUUCAAUAAUUAAAUUAAUUAACACCAAUGUUGGUCUAAGAUUUAACAUACGUAUUAUAAAAUUAAUCUAUUUAAAAUGAAAAAAAUUAAAAUAAUUAAUAAAGUAAUUAAUAAUAAACUUCAGAUUAAUAAUCAAAUAUUUAAGAAACAACAUAUUUUUAAGAAUAAAAAAGUGAGAAUCCUUAUUUAAAUAUAUAAUCAACAUAGGAAUACAAGAAUCUUAUUUAAAAUUUAAGAUGUGAAUUUUAGAAAUAAGGUAAUUAGUAUUAGGAUGAAAUUAAAAAAUAAUAAACAGCAUUAGCAGAGUUAAAGAAUAAAAAUAAAAAAAUUAAGAAAAAAAAUGAAUAAUAAGAAUAAUAAAUUGAGCAAUUGAAAAACACCGAAAAACAAGUUUAGUUCUUAAUUGAACACUUCAAGAAUAAGUAGAAUCUAUAAGAAUUUAUGAAAAAAAAUAAUAAACAAUAUUUGGAAUUGGUCGAGCUUAUAAACGAAAAUAAUUGUUGA